Messenger RNA from Rotaria sordida, 3270 nucleotides. The record is from the annotation of a GenBank genome assembly. Lineage: Eukaryota; Metazoa; Rotifera; Eurotatoria; Philodinida; Philodinidae.
AUGAAAGGAAAAGUAUCUCCUAGUCCAAAUCCCUCCGUAGUUUUUGUUAAAUCAUCUAAAACAACUUCUAAUGCUACUAAAGAUGCGGACACAGACAAUACAGAAGAUUAUGUGAAAUCUGUUUUAAAUACACCAUCUCCCGAUAAAAAUAAAAAAUCAUCAUCAAAAACAAUAACCAUUUGCACUAUGUGUGGUCGAUAUAAAGGUUAUCAAAUGAAUCGUAAACUAUUUAUUAUAUUAUGUAUUGCUACCAUUUUGCUUGCCAUACUUAUCGGAAUAAUAAUUGUAUUCUAUGCAAUUGUUCCAGCCAUAGUUCGUUCUACAAUUGAAAAAGCUGAAUUAUCAUUUCGUUCAGUAAAUAUUGAAGAUAUUGAAAACGAUCGUUUUCGUCUACGAGCUCAAUUAGAACUAUCACGUACUGGAUCGAUCCCUGCUACAAUACGUCCACCACUUAUUAUCAAUGUUGAUAAUGUUGGAACUGUUAGAAAUGAUCAACCGAUUGUUAUUGAUGGUGAUCCAGAUCGUUCUACUUUAGUUCCAAUUGAUUCUCCAUUUAUUAUUUCUGAUUUACAAGCUUUUCAUAAGUUCUCUCGUUCACUUAUUUUUGAAGAACAUGUUAUAUGGUAUUUAACAUCAAAAGUAUCUGUACAACCUAUUUCAGGUGCUAUGCCUGUUUAUUCGAAUAUUCCAUUUAAUAAACAAGUAAAACUUAAUGCAUUGAAUAGUCUUCAAAAUGUAAGUAUUAGAUCCGUAAGUCUUCUUCGAUCGGAUAAAACACGAAUAGUUGCUGAUAUUAUUAUUGAAAUUCCAAAUCCAUCGAUAUUUAGUAUUGAACUUGGUAAAUUAAAAUUCUCUCUACGUUAUAAUGAUUUAUCUAUUGGUUUUAUGGAAUCAAUUGAUAGUAAUACAACUCUACGUCCAGGUAUAAAUGCAAUAUCAUUUUCUGGUGAAUUACAAUCAAAAUCUUCUGAAUAUGAAAUUGGACUUUCAAAAGUUAUACAAAAUUUUCUUACUGGUAAAACAAGUAAAGUUGAAACAAUAGCUGGUUCAGAUGCAACUUCAUAUUCUUUACUCGCUGUUGGUAUGGAAGGUCUUGCAUUAAGUGUUCAAAUGCCUCCAUUUGCUGAACAACUUAUUCCUACAUUAAUAUUUAAUUCUAUGUCUCUUAUUCCAUCGACAAAUGACAAAACAGUAACACUUUCAGCUUCAAUUACUAUUAAAGUUAAUUCACCACUUGGUAGUCAAUCUCCACUUGAUAUUAAUUCAAUGAAUAUGAAUGUUUAUCUUCUCUAUGAAAAUAAUUCUGUUGGUAUGCUUAAUGUUUCUCAAGUUCCAGUAAAAUUAAUUGAUGAAACUACUAGUACAUAUGAAACAGAAUUUAAUGAUGAAUAUUUAAUACUUAGUAAUACGGGUAAAACUUAUGAAGAAUUUGCUCAAAAUUUUAUUAAAGCUAAUGAUAUUAAUCGAAUUAAUUUUCGUAUUGUUGGUAUUGCUUCUAUUAAUGGUUCAUUUGCUCUUGGUCAAUUGAAUGUUGAUGGAAUUGUUGUGAAUAAUGAUAUAUCAUUAAUUGGUCUUGCAGGUCUUAAUAAUGUUCGUGUUCAUAGUAUUUCUGUUAAUGGAGAAGUUGACAAUGCUCUUCAACUUUCUAUUAAUGUAACUAUCGGUAAUCCUGGUGUAACUGACAUUAAACUAGAAAAUUUUACACUUAGUAUGGCUGAUAGUGACAGCAACACAGUUCUUGGUCGAGUGCCAAUCGAUGUAUUAUCUUUACAACCGGGAAACAAUGAUAUGACACUUAAUGGUUUACUUGCACCAUUAAAUGAAGAUCAUUUGCCUAUAGUUGAAACAAAAUUAAUUCAACGAGUAGAAGUUCUUAGUUUUGGUAUUGAAUUUGAUUCAAUAAAUGUCAAUAAAGUUUAUAUAACUGGUCAAUUAUUGGUUUUAUUUGAGUUACCAUCUAAUGUUCAUAUGACAUUUAAAGCAUUCACAACUAGUAUUAAUUUUGUAAUGCGUUCUGAUAAUGGACCAAAUUUAGGUCAAAUGACUCUUCAUGAUAUACCUGUUGAACAUAAUCAAGUAACAAAUGAACUUUUAAUGAAAUUUAAUAAACAAGAACUUGUUAUUCUUAAUGAACGAGCUUUUCAAGAAUUUGCUGCUAAUCUUGUUCUAACAACGAAUGUAUCAGUAACAAUUGAAGGUUUAGCUGAAGCACUUGCUGAAAUUAUAAUAGGAAAUAUUUCUUUAAGUAAUAUUUCUGUUAGUGAUACACUUCAUCUUGCUGGUUAUGAUCAAUUUGUUAUUAUUGAUCCAUUUUAUCUUGAAAUACAAAAUAAUAGUACUAUACUUAAUGCAGAAGGUACUUUUGGAAUAACUCCACAAAACUUUGCUAUUGCCGAACAAUUUGUUUCACGUAUGGUUUCUGGAGAAGAUAAUGAAGUAGAAUUACAUGGUAUUUUGCCAAAUAAUUCCAUAGGUACUUCUAUUCCUUUACUCUCGAUGGCUAUUUCUGAUUUACGUAUUCGUACAUAUGUUCCUGGUCUCUAUGGUGAAAAAGCACUUGUUCGACAAAUUCUUCUGGAAAAAAUACUUCUAGCAGAUGUUGCUUCUAUUUUAAUUUCCAAAAAACUUCGUUCGCGUAUUCGACUUAAAAAUCCGUUUCAUGCACCUUUGACUAUAACAGGGAUGAAUGUAAGAGUUGAUUUUAGUAGUGUAAUAGAUCCAAGUAAAGAAAUAGGUACUGUUACCUACAAUUCAAAUAUUUUCAUCGGUAGUGUUGAAGAAAUUAUAACACCAGAAAUUGAAGUGAGAACUACAGCUGGAUUGUUCACAUUGAGUUCGGUUUUGGGCUCUCUAAAAAAUGAAACUCUUCGUUUAUCUUUAUCAGGUUCCAUUAGUGUUACUAUUGAUAACCAACUUAAUCUUAGUCAACUUCCAAUCCGAUUACCUAAUAUAUUAGCUAAAGAAGAGGCAUCGAUUCGAAAUCAUUCAUAUUAUGAGUCAACAUAUAAUUGUACUUCAAUAUCAUCAAAUAGUAAUGUUUGUCUUCAAUACACUUAUGUUACAAUAAAACGUGAAGCAAAAUGUUUUCCUGAUGGAAGUAUUGUGAUAACUAAAAAUGGUUUAAUGAAAUCUUUAUCAAAUAUAAAAAUUGGUGAACGUGUACUUGUUAUAAAUAAUAGAAAUAAAUUAAUUUAUGAAUCUAUUGAAGGUUUGGGUGUGGAUAUGAGCAGACCAGCAACAUCAGCAUAUCUUUUUAUGCAUGUAUCAUAA